Messenger RNA from Myxocyprinus asiaticus (Chinese sucker), 1597 nucleotides. Its product is annotated as AN1-type zinc finger protein 3 homolog. The coding region runs from base 239 to 901 and encodes 220 amino acids. Lineage: Eukaryota; Metazoa; Chordata; Actinopteri; Cypriniformes; Catostomidae. The transcript is spliced from 6 exons. The record is from RefSeq and is a predicted model, not a curated record. Gene Ontology annotation, molecular function: zinc ion binding; DNA binding.
CCUCCUCUCGGGCUCUCUGUGACAGUGAUCCAGCUGGUCGCUUUCAUUUCAGGACAGAUCGCGUCAAUCGUUUAUAAUAUUAAAACACGCAAAACCUCGUAAGGAUUUCCGGUUCUGUUCGGUUGGACUGAACUUUAAAUGAGUACUCGUGGUGGGCGCGCACUCCGGGAGACAGUGUUUGCUCGUGAAGGCCGUGUGCUCGUCCCCGGAGUGGCUCAACUGUUCUCGGACUGUUCCGAUGGGAGACACCGGCAGCGAGCGCAGCAACCCGCCGACUCUUCCUCCGCGGUGCCCCUGCGGCUUCUGGGGAUCCAGCAAGACCAUGAACCUGUGCUCCAAAUGUUUCACAGACUUUCAGAAAAAGCAGCCAGAUAGUGAGUGUUUGUCCAAGCCGAGCUCGAGCUCUGAGAGUACGCAGUUGUACAGCGGUGAGGUGAGUGGUGUCAGCAGCCCAGACCAGACCUCGCAUCCAGAACCACCUACAGUCACGGACGCAUCCCUCCCCUUCAGCACCUCACAGGAAGGAGCAUCAUGUACAGAUCCAGCACAAGGCCUUCUCUGCAUUCCCACCAAACAACCCUGCCAUUCAGAUGAUGAGGCGUCACCAGUGAAACGUGCGCGGCUAGAGGACUGCUCAUCAGGAGAGGAGGCGAGGAGCAGACCCAAGCAGAAGAACCGCAAACGCUGUUAUCGCUGUUCAAGCAAACUAGAGCUGGUACAGGCGGCGCUGGGUUCCUGUCGCUGUGGCUACGUGUUCUGCAUGCGACAUCGUCUUCCUGAGCAGCAUGAGUGUGAGUUCGAUCACCUGGGACGAGGUCGUGAAGAGGCCGUGCGCAACAUGGUGAAACUGGACCGUAAGGUGGGCCGGUCCUGUCAACGUAUCGGAGAGGAGUGCUCCUGAUGCCUGUCAUUCAUCCCUAGAUAGUGAAGAACACAAUUAAUAUGGGAACAACUGGACUUGCUCGUUCGGGGGUUGUUUCUCAUUUGAGGCCUUCAGUGACCCUAAGAGCUCGGUUCCUGAUGCUCUCCGCCUUAAUCUGAUGAAAACUGCCUGUUUUGACUGAAGUGGAUUGUAAAUCUUCAGCAGCAAGCCGUUUCAAGUACUGUGGUGUGUUUGUGCUCUUUAUCAAACUGCUGCACCCACAGGCCUCUACAACUACUAAUCCCUGAUGGAUGUUUGCUAAAUCUCGUUUGAUCUGUUAUUUGAAACACACGAUGCCUUUUUCUCAGUUUUGCUGCCAUUUUCUCUCUGAUAAAGUCUUCUUUACAGAUGAGAUGAAGUCAUGUUUGUUUCUGGCUCAUAGUGUUCUUAUAACGUAUAACAUGUGAAAGACUGAAUUUGUGUUGAUUAGAUCAGGAACAAAUGGCCUGAAGUAACGCCGUUUUAGCAUUAUUUUCAUUUUUUCUUUUUUUCUUCUUCGAGGUAUAACUAUAAAUGAUCGUGAAUGUGAACACGGAUUGUGACUAUAUUAAGCGAGCUCAUACUUGCUAGAAUCGUGUAUUUAGUUGAAAAGAAAAUGCAUUAUUUUCUGCUUGUUUGUUUUUUCAUCUCUUUGUUCUCAUGUUCUUAAAGUUGAAUAAACUGGAUUAGAUGAUG